Molecule: messenger RNA, 1699 nt
Organism: Gossypium arboreum
Lineage: Eukaryota; Viridiplantae; Streptophyta; Magnoliopsida; Malvales; Malvaceae
Product: probable xyloglucan galactosyltransferase GT20
Exons: 1
Coding region: 1-1608 (535 amino acids)
Molecular function (GO): glycosyltransferase activity
Source: RefSeq, a predicted model, not a curated record
AUGGCAAUCCCAAUGUCCAAAAAGAAGUCUAAACCAUCCAAAAAGUUAGAAACAAAACACCAUCAGUUUUCUGAUACGCUUUUGUUCAAAAUUCUAAACCGUAUCCCUCUUGCAAUCUUUCUAUUAAUCCUUAUUUUCCUUUGGUCAUCUUCCACCACCAUCAUCUCCGGCAAAUUCGUUCACGUAUGCGUGUCGUCGCGGAAACUCAACAAUCUUUACUGUCUCUCUGCAGGUACCCAACCCAACUUUGAAAUUCCAAUUCCAGCUUUGAGCAACAAUAUUAGCACCGGUAUCAAAGAGGUAGUCGAUAUUGUCCAGGAAGUUCCGGACCCGAUCGUCAACAAUGGCAGUGAUGGGGAAGUUGCGUUUGCUGUCAAGGUUGUUGAACAGCAGCUACAAGUUCAAAGAUCAUGGAUAUCAAAUAAAAAUCAUGUAACAUCAUGUGAUGGGAAAGGGAUUUAUGUGUAUGAUUUGCCAUCAAAGUUCAAUAAGGACUUGGUAGGUCAAUGUGGAGAUAUGAUUCCAUGGACAAAUUUUUGUAAGUACUUCAACAAUGAAGCCAUGGGAGAACCUCUAGUAAAGCUUGGAAAAGGAUGGUAUCAUACUCAUCAAUAUGCCUUGGAGUUGAUAUUUCACACAAGGGCAUUAAAACAUACUUGUAGAGUUUACAAUGAAAAUGAGGCAAAGCUGUUUUAUGUACCAUUUUAUGGUGGGUUAGAUAUCUUGAGAUGGCACUUCAAAAAUGUGUCUAAUGAUGUUAAAGACACCUUGGGGUUGGAACUUGUUAAAUGGCUUGAAAACAAGGAAUCAUGGCAAAAAAACUCUGGGAAAGAUCAUGUGUUUGUGUUGGGUAAAAUUUCAUGGGAUUUCAGAAGAAAAAAUGAAGAUGUUUCAUCAUGGGGUACUCGAUUUUUAGAGCUUGAUCAACUGCAGAAAUCAAUUAAGUUGUUAAUCGAACGUCAACCGUGGCACGUAAACGACAUCGGUAUCCCGCAUCCUACGUACUUUCAUCCCCAUGUAGACGAUGAUAUCAUCACAUGGCAGCUCAAGAUUAUCCGAUCGAACCGCACAAGUCUAGUCAGUUUCGCAGGGGCAGAAAGGCCUGAUGCACCACAAAACAUAAGGUCAAUACUGAUCAAUCAAUGUAAUAAUUCAGGAACCAAUUGUAGGUUCCUGAAUUGUAGUUCAGGUGGAUGUGAUCAACCCGAAUCAGUCGUUGAGCUCUUCAUGGAUUCCGAAUUCUGUUUACAACCUCCCGGUGAUAGCCCGACGAGAAAAUCCGUAUUCGAUUCCCUUGUUUCGGGUUGUAUUCCGGUACUUUUCGACCCUUUUACAGCUUAUUACCAAUAUCCAUGGCAUUUACCCGAAGAUCAUAGCAAAUACUCAGUGUUCAUAGAACAAGAAGAGGUGAGAAAGAUGAAGGUGAACAUAAUAGAAAAGUUGAUGAAGGUUCCUAUAAGGGAAAGAGAAGAUAUGAGAAGGUACAUUGUUUAUGAAUUAUUGCCUGGUUUAGUAUAUGGAGACUCAAAUUCCCAGCUUGAAAAAUUCCAGGAUGCAUUUUCCAUAACAAUUAAUAAUUUGCUUGCAAGGGUAAACAAAAUCGAAUGAAUGAAUCCACUUUUUUUGUUCAAAUAUGAACACUAAUUGUUUAGUUUCAAGCUGUAAAUUGUAUCAAUCAAUGUCACUUUCAAUUUUCGAA